Molecule: messenger RNA, 1347 nt
Organism: Caenorhabditis briggsae
Lineage: Eukaryota; Metazoa; Nematoda; Chromadorea; Rhabditida; Rhabditidae
Exons: 6
Coding region: 1-1347 (448 amino acids)
Biological process (GO): acyl-CoA metabolic process
Cellular component (GO): mitochondrion
Molecular function (GO): fatty acyl-CoA hydrolase activity
Source: RefSeq, a predicted model, not a curated record
AUGAUCUCCAGACAAAUUAUCCUGAAAUUCCGGACUGGAAAUAAUUUUCCCAAGUUUUUUACCCCAAUAUUCCAAAAUCGAUUAUUCUCCACUGAUCCAGCAGACAGUUUGGUCGAUAAAAUGGUGUCAUCGACAUUCAGCCACGUGGCAAGGUGCCAGCCGGAUAGUUUCAGUACACAGGAGAAGAUGAGCAAGGUUUUGGCACCAAGGACCAUUGAUCAUAGUUAUCGCAAGUUUGUCAUCCCAUUGAGCACCGACACCAACAAACAAAAAGAGUACCUGAGCGCAGCUGGAAGUGUCCGAUUGGGUAAAAUCCUAGAGGAUCUGGAUCAUAUGGCUGUCCACGUGGCGUAUGUGCACAAUUCGGAUGGUGGAUCUCUCGAUGAGCCAAUGACACUUCCACGGACAAUUGUGACGGCGUCAGUUAAGAGGAUCGAUUUGAACAAGGUUGACAUCCAUCCAUCUCGAGACAUCAUCAUUGAUGGUCAAGUGACCUAUGCUGGCACUAGCAGCAUGCAAGUCUGCCUCAGAUUGUUCCAGAACGAUGAGAGCGAAAAUUUAAACCACUUGCUCAAAGCCGAGUUUAUUAUGGUUGGUCUUAAGUUUUUUCAGGUCCCAUUCCCAUGUUUUCAGGUAUCCCGUGAUCCUCUCGAUGGUACAAAAAGUGUUCGUGUACAUGGGCUAACGGCUAGAACUCCAGAUGAGGCGGAGACGAUGCACAAAGCCAAGGAGCACUUCAGAAGACUAGGGAGCCCUGGACAACCUACAAUGGAGGAGUUCCGAGUUAUACAUGAUAUGUAUAAUGAGCUGGUUGGGAGAAGUAUGGUUCAUGAUGUGGCGGUUUUGUCAGAAUCCGAGAUGUGGAUGCAUAAAACGAACCUAUCAGUGACUGAAAUCUGCUUCCCUGAAUAUCAGAACAUGUACGGGAAGAUUUUUGGAGGAUUUCUGAUGAGAAAAGCGCUGGAACUCGCCCACACAAACGCCAAACUCUAUUGCAAAGGACGUGUCGCGAUUCGAUCGAUGGAUCAGAUUGAAUUCAAGAAACCUGUUGAAAUUGGACACGUUCUGCACUUUGAUUCGUUCGUAACUUAUACAGAUGGAAAGUAUAUCCAGGUUAAAGUGGCUGCAUCGAUUUCGGAUCAGCAUAAAUUGCCAGAAUUGGCGAAACUGAAUCAUCCGACACUUGGAGAAGAGGCCCGCGUCAACACGAACGUCUUCAACUUCACCAUGGAGAGUAUGGACAAUCCGAAUGUGUUGCGGGUGGUGCCAAAACACUAUGUGCAUACGACAAGCUAUCUGGAGGGACGACGUCUUCUGAAUAAUACGUUGAAACGGAUUGUGAAUUAA